AAUUUUCCAAGUUUUUUCUUUGGUUGUUCAAGUAAAAUUCCAAUUAUACCCUCAAGAAAAUGUCGUCUCCUGGCCGAGAAGUGGAGGUGACCAUCUCAUCGGCGAAGGAUAUCAAGAACGUGAACUGGCGCAACGGCCCAAACAAGCCAUACGCCGUCGUAUGGGUCGAUCCGAAGUACAAAUCCUCCACAAGAGUUGACGAAGAUGGCGACACGUGUCCAACAUGGAACGAGACAUUUGUCAUCCCUUUGCCUCCGGCCAACGACGACGAUGACGACAAGGUAUACAUCAACAUCGUACACGCAGGAGGUGAAAAGAACACAAAGCCCCUCAUCGGCUCCGCCCAUCUCAGCCUCCGUGAUGUUAUUGAUGACGUCGGCUUCGACAUCCCCGCCGUGAAAACCCUCAAGCUCAAACGUCCCUCCGGCCGACCUCACGGCAAACUCGACGUCACCGUCACCGUUCGAGAGUCUCGGUAUCAUCCGGCUCCCGGAUCAUACCACGCGCCACCACAAACUGUUUAUGGUGAACCAUACGCGCCGUCUCAUUCGUACGUACAACCGGGGUAUGGUUACGCACCGGAGAAGGGGAGCAAGUUCGGUGGGAUGGGGACAGGACUGGCGGUGGGGGCUGUGGCCGGAGUUUUGGGUGGGGUGGCGUUAGCGGAGGGACUGGAGGCUGUGGAAGACAACAUCGCUGAAGAAGCAGCUGAGAAGGUGGAGGAUGAUCUGGAUGCCGGAGAAGACUAUUUUGAUGGCGGCGAUGAUGAUGACGACGACUAUGACGAAGACGACGACUGAGACUUUUAGUUUUCCCGCUAAAUCAUAAUAAAUGUGUUGAUUAAGUCUUGGAUGUAUGUGUUGCAACAGAAAAAGCCUAAUAAAUUCGAUUAAAAUAA
Messenger RNA from Arabidopsis arenosa, 898 nucleotides. Lineage: Eukaryota; Viridiplantae; Streptophyta; Magnoliopsida; Brassicales; Brassicaceae. The record is from the annotation of a GenBank genome assembly.